GUACGCGCGAUUGGUUGAAUUUGAAUCAAGUCGGUUUGUUUAAAAAUAGGCUCAAACCUUUGUUUGGGAAUUCGUGAGUCCAAGAAAGGCGCGUAUCAACAACAUAAAUGUGCUCUUUGAUGUGCUAUGAUUUCUGUUCAAUCUAAUAAUUUCGGUAACUGUUCCAAUACCAAACCACCUUCGCUGAAUAAUGAAUCUCUGUUAUAAGUAAACUCUGAGGACAUGUGUAAUUUCUAUUUGUAUAUUCUCAGUAAUAAAUUUUCGAAAGAUAUCGACGCAUUAAUAAGCGAGUAGAGCGAUUUGAAGCGAUCUUAAAUCUUUUUCGAAAACAUUUAUUACGAACACAAUGGAGAAGUAUCAACACAUGAAAGCAUUCAUUUCAGCAGCUACGGAAUAUAGCAAGCAUCCUAACGAAAACGCUAUAUCUGCAAUACAAAGAAGCCUCGGGGUGAUAAGUGCAUCAUUAGAUCUGAGUAUAUUCGAUCCUGGUACUAGUAUAGCUGCAGAAUUCUAUGUAAGCCUGUAUGAACUUAUGAAUUCCUUUGGAUCACGAUCCACCUUGAUCUGGAGUGCUGUGGAUGUUUUACAAAAUGCUUGCCGGAAUAUUUCCUCUAGACAAUCACUGAUUCACACAUACAAAUUUGCACCUUUAUUGGCAAGAUUACUAGAGGCAAAUCUGACAAGUGAGAAAAGAAUAAGAGUAUUAAAAUUAUUGCAAGAAUUAACAUAUGGAAUUAAGAUAUCAUGGCAAGAAGCUCAUCUUCCAUAUUUAAUUUCUACAUUGACUCAGUGGGUGGUUCAAGCAAAAGAAGAAGAAAUUAUUGCCCUAUCCUUGGGAGUGCUGGUAAAUCUGUGUUACAAAAAUCUUCCAGCAGUCUACACUUUGAUGCGAACCAUCAAUACUAAAGCAUUUAUUAGAACAUUGUUAAAACUCCAAGAUCAUGUCAGUACUAGUGUACAAUGUUGCAAGCUAUUGAUUAUAUUGGAGCCCACAAAUACAAACAUUUCCGAGAAAUAUAUCAUGGAUUUUGCAUCAUUAACUUUUACAAAUCUCAAAACAGCAAUGAUACAAAAAGAUGUUUUAUUAUUAAGACAUAUUAUUGAUUUUUUCAACGAUGUUGGACAAAACGAACAUUCUCGAAAUGUGCUGCUUACAUAUUCAAAUUAUGGCAAUGACGUGCAAAAUAUAUUAGCAACUUUGGAAGAAAAUACAGACCCGGAAUGCGUUGCUCUGAUGAUGGAAUUCUUAUUAUCGUUGGUGAAGCUGAAAGUAGCUGCCUUAACACCUCUGUAUCCUGCUUGUAUAAAAUCAGCUAUGACAUGGGUGCCCGUGGAACAAGUGUGCUCUAAAGCUUUAACGCUCAUACGAACCGUGAUAAUCGACUCUCGUCGUACUAAAACUUCCGUCGAAGUUUUAAUGGAGAUAGAUCCAUCUGUCCUUAUGCUCAUAACAAAUCCAGAAAACGACGGUAAUGAGAAUCAAACUGCAGAAACGGAAAUGAGACAAGCUGAAUUGAUGCAACUGUUUCAAGAAAUGAUCAAAACUCCGGCACUUAAAAAAAAGAUUAUGCAAUCUUUCAAUGAACAUGCGAUGCGUAAAUUGUUUAGUCAUUUGUUAGAUAACGAGUUCUCUGCCGCUGGAGAUUGGAUCGGGAAUUUUAUUCAAAACGUGUCUACCAAUCUGUACAUUCAUGCAUUAGCUUUGACAGCAGAUUUGGCGGCGAACCAUUCUAACUGGCUGACAUUGUAUUCUGAAUUGCUUAGCAAGAAACAAGUGCAAAUAAUAAUGGCGUUGGCAUUAUUUACCGGUGAUGGGGAAGUAAAACAAAAAGUCUUGCAAUUGACAUCGUCGGUUGGAUUUCCGCAGGAUUGUGUUUUCGCGGUGGCAUCGUGCAUGAAGGAGUUGGAACCGUUGGUAUUAGUUCAGAGUACUAAUAGCAAUGUGUUGGAAAUCGCAAAUAAAACAUCGUUAAAUUAUAAUGGACACGAAAUGGCGCCAUUAUUUUCAGCUGUACAAGAAGAACGUCUCGAUAUAUUUUUAGCUAAACUUCAAUCAGCUUUUGAAUCCAAUCAAAUAAGUGAUCUUCCGACAUCCGCAGUAAUGGAAUUAUACGAAUAUAAGUUAGCAGCAAUGAGACAUUCCGAAAGAGCAAUGCAAUCAAGUUUAGAAGCAGCGAAUAAUCAUGCUACUAGUCUUCAACAUAGAUUAGCACAAGUAGUAGCUGAGUCUGGUAGAUUACAUCAAUUAUUGUUUGAUACUCAACAGUGUUUGGAAGGAACAAGAGCUGAAAAAUCUACAUUAAUGGAAAAACUUAAUGAGAUAGAAGAAAAAUCUAAGAAAGCGCUUCUUAUGAAAAAACAGGAAAAUGAGUCCUUGAGAAAAAUUGUAAUAGAAAAAUCGACAACGUUAGAAAAUCUGAAUGAGAAACUGAUGCAAUGUACACAAGAAUUAGAAGCCAGUAAUAAUAAGAAUGAUAUAUUGAGUAAGAAAGUCCAGGAGUUAGAUAAUGAACGUUUAACUGCCGAUGCGAAGGUUGUAGAUAUGACCAAUAAGAAUCACGAAUUAAGUAAACUCUUACAAAAAAUGAAAGAUACUCUUAGCAAGAAGGAACAGAUUAUAGAGAACAAGAGUGUAGAAAUAGUAACAUAUCAAAACGAUAUAUCUGCAUUAAAUCAAGAAAUUCAACAAAUGACACAAAUGCUGCAGACAUAUCAACAAACCAUAGCGGAAAAAGACGGAAAUAUUCAAAGAAUGAAAUUAGAAUUAACAGAAUUAAGUCGCAUGCGAGAUAUGAUCUUUGAACUCACUGCUAAAAACAAAGACGAUUUAAAUUCAAGUUAGCAUCUAUUUUAUUUUAAGAUCCUUUAGUUCUUUGACAGACUCUGAUGGAAACUCUUUGAUAAGAUAAUUAAGUAAAAACACUGACCUAGAGUUUGUUGUCGGAGAGUUUGUAUUAAUAUAAAAUAGAGAGACAUUUUAAUAUUUUUUUACCAUAAUAAAUUUCAUUAUGUAUAUGAA
Molecule: messenger RNA, 3019 nt
Organism: Pseudomyrmex gracilis
Lineage: Eukaryota; Metazoa; Arthropoda; Insecta; Hymenoptera; Formicidae
Exons: 10
Coding region: 347-2842 (831 amino acids)
Source: RefSeq, a predicted model, not a curated record